Molecule: messenger RNA, 297 nt
Organism: Penicillium paradoxum
Lineage: Eukaryota; Fungi; Ascomycota; Eurotiomycetes; Eurotiales; Aspergillaceae
Exons: 1
Coding region: 1-297 (98 amino acids)
Source: RefSeq, a predicted model, not a curated record
AUGGAACACCUACGAGGAGCCUCCUGGAACCACCCGGAAUUUGAUCUGGUCGAUGUCGUCCCUAAGUUGAAGGGUGAAAUCAAUUUCUCAGUCUGGAAGAUCAACCUUCUGCAGGCCCUCGGCGCUAUCAACAGUGGCUAUCCAGUGCUUCUUGACAGCACAGACACCUAUCCUGUCGCGCCUGUCUACGCUGAUAGUUCUAUAUCUACUAUUCGCGAAACCCUUGCUUUCAAGCGACAAGUGAAACCGAAUGAGAUCUCUGCUACACUUAUCAACGAGAAGCUCAAGGAGGUGUAG